AUGGCCCCAUCGUCGGUGUCGAUGUCAGUUUUGGCCGCCGCCACGGGUUUGAAAAGUGAAGCUCUCCCCCAACGCUCGGCGCUCGUCACGAGAGGCGACAUGCAGACCAGCCUGAGCCCUGCAGAGGACGCCGGGAAGCCCAAAGUGGCCAUCCUGCCCUUCAGCGUCGAGGCUCUGAUGGCUGAUCGCAAGCCGAGCAGAGACGUAUCUCUCCCUGAUGGCCCAUCCGCGGCCGGGACGUCCCAGUCUCUGGGGAAGGGAAUUCGGAUGGGUCCGUUCGGAGGUCUGGAUACUCCCGUGCCUGCUAUCGCGAUGGGUUCCUCUUUUUCAGUGGGCGAACUCAUGAACAUGCAGGAGGACGUGUUGAUUAAACCCGAGAGUCCAGAUAGCCAAGAGAGAACUUCUUGGAUCCAGAGUCCUCGUUUUUCUCCCACACCUCCGCGGAGGCUGAGUCCCCCGGCAUGUCCUCUGAGGAAACACAAGACCAACAGAAAACCUCGGACACCUUUCACAACAUCCCAGCUGUUGGCCUUGGAGAGAAAGUUCCGUCAGAAGCAAUACCUGUCCAUCGCCGAGCGCGCCGAGUUCUCCAGUUCCCUUAGCUUGACAGAGACCCAGGUCAAGAUCUGGUUUCAGAACCGGAGAGCCAAAGCCAAGAGAUUGCAGGAGGCAGAACUGGAGAAACUGAAAAUGGCAGCCAAGCCCAUGUUGCCUCCUGCUUUUGGGAUUUCCUUCCCGUUAAGUGCGCACGUCCCGGGGUCCUACGCGGGCUCGCACGCCUUCCAGAGGCACUCGCUGCCGGUGUCCCCCGUGGGACUUUACGCCGCCCACGUCGGAUACAGCAUGUACCACCUAGCCUGAUGAUGGACAGAUGAUGGACACCUUUUUUAAAAUCAUGCUCAUGGGGUAAGACUCCUCUUUGAAGGAGUUUUUUUUUCCCCCCCCUGCAGUGUCUUCUUUCGAGGACCUGAUGUCUGAUCUCACCAGUAAGUCCUCCCAAAAGAUAUCUAAUCUUGUGCUCAUAGUGAUGCAUCAGAUUUAUUCUUAUUUUUCAGAACCAUUAAGACAGGACAUACAAGUGUGGACACAUAAUGCAAUUGUGCAGCAGGAUUGUUGGGCUGCUGCAAUACUUUUGUUAAAGCAUUUUUGGAUUCACAUUAAUAUCCAACUGGACCGGAUAACAGUGUCAAUGCUUUUUGUAAAUAUGAAAAACAACAGCAUUUAAAGAAAAAAAAAAACAGCACUAGUGUCUGUUGUUGCAAUGAUUCCCUUCGCAAGGGAUGCGUGUACUGUAAAAUAAUGUAUAUUUGGAAAAAUAUCCUCAUUUAUAUGAUGAAUAUAUUUGUGACAUAACUUAAUAAAUUGUUUAUUCUUUUUCA
This is a messenger RNA of Syngnathus acus (greater pipefish), 1379 nucleotides long. RefSeq names its product muscle segment homeobox 1a (gene msx1a). Bases 1 to 861 code for a protein of 286 amino acids. The transcript is spliced from 2 exons. Gene Ontology annotation, molecular function: RNA polymerase II transcription regulatory region sequence-specific DNA binding; DNA-binding transcription factor activity, RNA polymerase II-specific. The record is from RefSeq and is a predicted model, not a curated record. Gene Ontology annotation, biological process: embryonic morphogenesis; regulation of transcription by RNA polymerase II. Gene Ontology annotation, cellular component: nucleus. NCBI's taxonomy places the organism in Eukaryota, Metazoa, Chordata, Actinopteri, Syngnathiformes, Syngnathidae.